CUCACCACAGACAGAGAAGGAAGGAGAGAAAGAAAAAAAGAGAACUCACAACCGGACUGACAGUAAGAGAAAGAUAUAACACACUUACUUGUUACCAGAGAGAUAACAACACGCUUUAUUAGAGGAUUUCUAGUAGGAUCAUCUGUAACCCCAAGAUGAGCAUCAGAAUGUCAGCCAGCCUUGUCGUUGUGCUCCUGGCCCUCCUGACCAUUACUGAGGGGAUGAGUCUGAGAGGCAUGGGGGCUGACCUGCGGUGUCGCUGCAUUGAGACGGAGAGCAGACGCAUUGGUAAACUCAUUAAGAAGGUGGAGAUGUUCCCUCCCAGCUCGCACUGCAGAGACACUGAGAUCAUUGCCACUCUGAGCAAGAGCGGUCAGGAGAUUUGUCUGGAUGUCAGCGCUCCUUGGGUCAAGAAGGUCAUUGAGAAGAUGCUGGCCAACAACAAAUGAAGAGGGGGAAUCAUCCCAUGAAUACUCUGGGAUUCUGAACUGUUACAAGAUACAAACCAAAUAAGUAUUUAUAAGAUUGAUAGGCUGAAUUCUAUCAUUUUCUAUCCAGGUUGAAAUACAAUACUAGAUGUAGAGUGG
Oncorhynchus gorbuscha (pink salmon) is the source of this 587-nucleotide messenger RNA. Its product is annotated as permeability factor 2-like. The transcript has 4 exons. The coding region runs from base 156 to 449 and encodes 97 amino acids. NCBI's taxonomy places the organism in Eukaryota, Metazoa, Chordata, Actinopteri, Salmoniformes, Salmonidae. Gene Ontology annotation, biological process: antimicrobial humoral immune response mediated by antimicrobial peptide; inflammatory response; cellular response to lipopolysaccharide. Gene Ontology annotation, molecular function: CXCR chemokine receptor binding; chemokine activity. Gene Ontology annotation, cellular component: extracellular region. The record is from RefSeq and is a predicted model, not a curated record.